CUCGGCCAUGGGCCCGCCGAGGCCCUCGCUGCUGCCGCCGCUGGCGCUGGGGCUGCUGCUGCUGCUGCCGGGCGCGGGCGCCGGGGCGCAAGACGAAGUACUGGAAAAUGUCAACCCUGUCUGUACAAAAGAUGCAACUCGCUUCAAGCACCUCCGGAAAUACGUAUACAACUAUGAGGCUGAGAGUUCCAGUGGAGUCCCUGGGACUGCUGAUUCUAGAAGUGCCACCAAGAUCAACUGCAAGGUUGAGCUGGAGGUUCCCCAACUCUGCAGCUUCAUCCUGAAGACCAGCCAGUGUACCCUGAAGGAGGUGUAUGGCUUCAACCCUGAGGGCAAGGCCUUGCUGAAGAAGACCAAGAACUCUGAGGAGUUUGCUACUGCCAUGUCCAAGUACGAGCUCAGGCUGGCCGUUCCGGAAGGGAAGCAAGUUUUCCUUUACCCAGAGCAAGGUGAACCUAAGCACAUCCUGAAUAUCAAGAGAGGCAUCAUUUCUGCCCUCCUGGUUCCCCCGGAGACAGAAGAGGCCAAGCAAGUGAUGUUUCUGGAUACCGUGUAUGGAAACUGCUCCACUCAGUUUGCCGUUAAGACAAGGAAGGGAAACGUGGCGACAGAAAUAUCCACGGAAAGGAACCUGCAGCAGUGCGAUCACUUCAAGCCCAUCAGCACAGGCGUCAGCCCGCUCGCGCUCAUCAAAGGCAUGUCCCGCCCCUUGUCAACUCUGAUCAGCAGCAGCCAGUCCUGCCAGUACACGCUGGACUCCAGGAGGAAGCAUGUGUCGGAAGCCAUCUGCAAGGAGCAGCACCUGUUCCUGCCGUUCUCCUACAAGAAUAAGUACGGGAUGAUGGCACACGUUACCCAGACUCUGAAACUGGAAGACACACCUAAUAUCAACAGCCGCUUCUUUGGUGAAGGUGCCGAGAAGGUGGGUCUCGCCUUUGAGAGCACCAAAUCCACGUCGUUGCCGAAGCAGGCUGACGCCGUCUUGAAGACCCUGCAGGAACUGAAAAAGCUGUCUGUCUCCGAGCAGAAUGCCCAGAGAGCUAAUCUCUUCAACAGGCUGGUUACGGAGCUGAGAGGCCUCAACAACGAGGCAGUCACGUCCCUCCUGCCACGGCUGAUCCAGGUGUCCAGCCCCAUCACUUUACAAGCCUUGGUUCAGUGUGGACAGCCCCAGUGUUACGCUCAUGUCCUGCAGUGGCUCAAACAGACGCAUGCCAAACCCCUUCUGGUGGACAUUGUAACCUACCUGGUGGCCCUGGUCCCAGAGCCCUCGGCACAGAGGCUGCAGGAGAUCUUCAACACGGCGAAGGAACAGCGGAGCCGAGCCACCUUGUAUGCUCUGAGCCACGUGGUCAACAACUAUCACAAGACACACCCUACAGAGACCCAGGACCUGCUGGACAUUGCUGGUUACCUAGAGGAACAGAUUCAGAAUGACUGCACUGGGGACAAAGAUUACACCGAUUUGAUUCUGAGGGUCAUUGGAAAUAUGGGCCAGACCAUGGAGCAGUUAACUCCAACACUCAAGUCUUCAGUCCUGAAAUGUAUCAAAAGCACAAAGCCAUCACUGCUGAUCCAGAAAGCUGCCAUCCAGGCCCUCCGGAAAAUGGAACUUAAAGAUGAGGAGCAGGGGGUCCUUCUUCAGGCUUUCCUCGAUGGUGCUUCUCCAGGAGACAAGCGACUGGCUGCCUAUCUCAUGCUGAUGAGGACUCCUUCCCAGUCAGAUGUUAAUGAAAUCAUCCAACUUCUACCACGGGAACAGAAUGAGCAAGUGAAGAACUUUGUGGCUUCCCACCUUGCCAACAUCUUGAACUCAGAAGAAUUGUAUGUCCAGGAUCUGAAAACGUUAGUGAAAGAAGCUCUGAAAGAAUCUCAACUUCCAACUCUCAUGGACUUCAGAAAAUUUUCCCGGAACUAUCAGAUUUCCAAAUCUGUCUCUCUUCCGUCACUUGAUUCAGCCUCGGCCAAAAUCGAAGGGAAUCUUAUAUUUGAUCCAAAUAAUUAUCUUCCUAAAGAAAGCAUGCUGAAAACUACCCUCACUGUCUUUGGAUUUGCUGCAGCUGACCUCUUUGAGAUUGGCUUGGAGGGAAAAGGCUUUGAGCCAACACUGGAGGCUCUUUUUGGGAAGCAAGGAUUUUUCCCAGACAGUGUCAACAAAGCUUUGUACUGGGUUAAUGGCCAAGUUCCUGAUCAUGUCUCCAAGGUCUUAGAGGACCAUUUUGGCUACACUAAAGAUGAUAAACGUGAGCAGGACAUGGUAAAUGGAAUUAUGCUCAGUGUUGAGAAGCUGAUUAAAGAUUUGAAAUCCAAAGAUGUCCCGGAAGCCAGAGCCUACCUCCGCAUCUUGGGAGAGGAGCUUGGCUUUGCCAGGCUCCGCGACCUGAAGUUCCUGGGGGAGCUGCUGCUGAUCGGGGCACGCACUCUGCAGGGGAUCCCCCAGAUGAUUGGAGAGGCCAUAAGGCAGGGUUCCAAGAAUGACUUUUUCCUUCACUACAUCUUCAUGGACAACGCCUUCGAGCUCCCCACCGGAGCUGGAUUACAGCUGCAGAUGUCUUCCUCUGGAGUCAUCACUCCCGGAACCAAGGCUGGAGUGAAACUGGAAGUAGCCAAUAUGCAGGCUGAACUGGUGACAAAACCGUCUGUGUCUGUGGAGUUUGUAACAAAUAUGGGCAUGAUCAUUCCAGACUUUGCUAGGAGCGGGGUCCAAAUGAACACCAACUUCUUCCAUGAGUCAGGCCUGGAGGCUCAUGUUUCCCUCAGAGCUGGGCAGCUGAAGUUUAUCAUUCCUUCUCCAAAAAGGCCAGUCAAGCUGUUCAGUGGCAGCAACACGUUGCAUUUGGUGUCUACCACCAAAACAGAAGUGAUCCCACCUUUAAUUGAGAACAGACAGUCCUGGUCAGCUUGCAAGCCGUUCUUUACCGGACUGAAUUACUGCACGUCGGGCGCUUACUCCAACGCCAGCUCCACAGACUCUGCCUCCUACUACCCGCUGACGGGGGACACCAGAUUUGAGCUGGAACUGAAGCCUACAGGAGAGGUCGAGCAGUAUUCUGUCAGCGCAACCUAUGAGCUCCAGAGAGAGGACAGCGCCUUGGUGGACACCCUGAAGUUUGUAGCUCAGACAGAAGGUGUGAAGCAUACUGAGGCUACCAUGACAUUCAAAUAUAAUCGGCAGACUGUGACUUUGUCCAGUGAAGUCCAAAUUCCGGAUUUUGAUGUGGACCUUGGGACCAUACUCAGAGUUAUUAAUGAAUCUGUUAAGGACAAAAUAUCUUACAGACUCACCUUGGACAUUCAGAACAAGAAAAUUACUGAGGUCGCUGUCAUGGGCCACCUAAGUUGUGACACAAAGGAAGAAGGCAAAAUCAAAGGUGUUAUUUCCAUACCCCGUUUGCAAGCAGAAGCCAGAAGUGAGAUCCUCACCCACUGGUCCUCCACUAAACUGCUCCUCCAAAUGGACUCAUCUGCUACAGCUUAUGGCUCAACAGUUUCCAAGAGGGUGGCAUGGCGUUAUGAUGAAGAGAAGUUUGAAUUUGAAUGGAACACAGGCUCUAACGUGGAUACCAAAAAAGUGGCGUCCAAUUUCCCUGUGGAUCUCUCUGAUUAUCCCAGAAGCUUGCACAUGUAUGCCAAUAGUCUCUUGGAUCGCAGAGUUCCUCAAACAGACAUGACUUUCCGGCACAUGGGUUCCAAAUUAAUAGUUGCAACAAACGCAUGGCUUCAGAAGGCAGCUGGGAGUGUUCCUUAUGCCCAGACUUUGCAAGAUCAGCUCAAUAGCGUAAAGGAGUUGAACCUCCAACAAAUGGGAUUGCCAGACUUCCACAUCCCAGAAAACCUCUUCUUAAAAAGUGAUGGCCGAGUCAAAUAUACUUUCAACAAGAACAGUAUAAAAAUUGAGAUUCCUUUGCCUUUUGGUGGCAAAUCCUCCAAAGAUCUAAAGAUGCUAGAGACUGUUAGGACUCCAGCCCUCCACUUCAAGCCCAUGGGAUUCCACCUGCCAGCUCAAGAGUUCCAAGUUCCUGCUUUCACCAUUCCCAAGUCGUAUCAACUGCAAGUGCCUCUCCUGGGUGUUCUAGACCUUUCCACGAAUGUCUACAGCAACUUGUACAACUGGUCCGCCUCCUACACUGGUGGCAACACCAGCGCAGAACACUUCAGCCUUCGGGCUCGGUACCACGUGAAGGCGGACUCCGCGGUUGACCUGCUUUCCUACAGUGUGCAAGGAUCUGGAGAAACAACGUAUGACCACAGGAAUACGUACACACUAUCAUGUGAUGGGUCUCUACACCACAAAUUUCUAGAUUCAAAUAUCAAAUUCAGUCACGUAGAAAAAGUUGGAAAUAGCCCCGUCUCGAAAGGUUUACUAACAUUUGAUGCAUCUAGUGCCUGGGGACCACAGAUGUCUGCUUCGGUCCAUUUGGGCUCAAAAAAGAAACAGCAUUUGUAUGUCAAGGAAGUCAAGAUUGAUGGACAGUUCAAAGUCUCUUCGUUCUACGCUAAAGGCACAUAUGGCCUGUCUUGUCAGAGGGAUCCUGGCACUGGCCAGCUAAAUGGAGAGUCCAACCUGAGGUUUAACUCCUCCUACCUCCAGGGCACCAACCAGAUAACAGGAAGAUAUGAGGAUGGAACCCUCUCCCUCACCUCUACCUCGGAUCUACAAGGUGGCCUCAUUAAAAAUACUGCUUCUCUGAAAUACGAGGACUAUGAGCUGACUCUGAAAUCUGACACCAGUGGGAAGUACAAGAACUUUGCCACUUCUAACAAGGUGGAUCUGACCUUCUCUGAGCAAAAUGCAUUGCUGCGCUCUGAGUACCAGGCCGACUACGAGUCACUGAGAUUCUUCACCCUGCUUUCUGGAUCACUAAAUUCCCGCGGUCUUGAAUUAAAUGCUGACAUGUUGGCCACUGACAAAAUUAAUAGUGGUGCUCACAAGGGAACGCUAAGGAUCGCCCAGGGUGCAAUAUCUACCAGCGCAACGACCAACUUGAAGUAUAGUCCCCUGGUGCUAGAGAAUGAGCUGAAUGCAGAGCUUGGCCUCUCGGGGACAUCUAUGAAAUUAACAACAAGUGGCCGCUUCAGGGAACACAGUGCCAAAUUCAGUCUAGAUGGAAAAGCCGCCCUCACAGAGGUGUCAUUAGGUAGUGCUUAUCAGGCCAUGAUUCUGGGUGUCGACAGCAAAAACAUUUUCAACUUCAAACUCAGCCGAGAAGGACUUAAGCUCUCAAAUGACAUGAUGGGCUCAUACGCUGAGAUAAAACUUGACCACACGAACAGCCUAAACAUUGCAGGCUUGUCCCUGGACUUCUCUUCAAAACUCGACAACAUUUAUAGCUCUGACAAGUUUUACAAGCAAAAUUUUAAUUUACAGCUACAGCCCUAUUCUCUGGUAACUACUUUAAACAAUGACCUGAAAUACAAUGCUCUGGAUCUGACCAAUACUGGGAAAUUGCGGCUAGAACCCCUGAAGCUGAAUGUGGGUGGCAACCUAAAAGGAGCCUAUCAAAAUAACGAAAUAAAACACAUCUACACCAUUUCUUAUGCUGCCUUAUCAGCAAGCUAUAAAGCAGACACUAUAGCUAAGAUUCAGGGUGCGGAAUUUAGCCAUCGGCUCAGCACAGACAUUGCUGGGCUGGCUUCAGCCCUCGACAUCAGCACAAACUAUAAUUCAGACUCACUGCAUUUCAGCAAUGUCUUCCACUCUGCAAUGGCCCCAUUUACCAUGGCCAUCGAUGCACGUACAAACUGCAAUGGGAAACUAGCUCUCUGGGGAGAACACACGGGGCAGCUGUACAGCCAAUUCCUGUUGAAAGCAGAACCGUUGGCCCUCACUUUCUCCCAUGAUUACAAAGGAUCCACGAGUCACCAUCUCACGUCUAGGAAAAGCAUCAGUACAGCUCUGGAUCACAAAGUCAGUGCCCUGCUUACUCCGGCUGAGCAGACAGGCACCUGGAAACUCAAGACCCAAUUUAACAACAAUGAAUACAGCCAGGACUUGGAUGCCUACAACACUAAAGACAAAAUCGGUGUGGAGCUUAGUGGACGAGCCCUGGCUGACCUAACUAUACUAGACUACCCAAUUAAAGUGCCAUUUGUACUCAGUGAGCCGGUCAGUGUCAUUGAUGCUUUAGAGAUGAGAGAUGCUGUUGACAAGCCCCAAGAAUUUACAAUCGUUGCUUUUGUGAAGUAUGAUAAAAACCAAGAUGUCCACACUAUCAACCUCCCAUUUUUUAAAACCCUGCCAGAAUAUUUUGAGAAGAAUCAAAGAAUAAUUAUAACUGUACUGGAAGUCAUACAGAAAGAAUUGAAGCGCAUUGACAUUGAUCAAUUUGCGAGGAAAUACAGAGCAGCCCUGAGCCAGCUCCCACAGCAAGUUAAUGAUUCUCUGAAUUCAUUCAACUGGGAGAGACAAGUUUCAAGUGCCAAGGAGAAACUGACUGCUUUCAGAAAAAAAUAUGGAAUUACAGAAAAUGAUCUACAAAUUGCAUUGGAUAAUGUCAAAAUCAACUUUAAUGAAAAAUUAUCUCAAAUGCAGACAUAUGUGAUACAAUUUGAUCAGUAUAUUAAAGAUAAUUAUGAUUUACAUGAUUUGAAAACAGCUAUUGCUAAGAUUAUUGAUCUAAUCAUUGAAAAAUUAAAAAUUCUUGAUGAACAUUAUCAUAUCUGUGUUAAUUUAGAAAAAACAAUCCAUGAUCUAUAUUUGUUUAUUGAAAACAUUGAUUUUAACAAAACUGGAAGUAGUACCGCAUCUUGGAUUCAAAAUGUGGAUAUUAAGUAUCAAAUCAGAAUGCAGAUACAAGAAAAACUGCAGCAACUUGAGGCACACAUUCAGAAUACAGACCUCCAGCACUUUGCUGGAAAGUUAAAACAACAGGUUGAGGCUAUUGAUGUCAGAGUGCUUUUAGAUCAAUUGAGAACUACAAUUCCAUUUGGAAUAAUACAUGAUCUUCUUGAGCAUGUCAAAUAUGUUGUAGAUCUUACUGGAGAUUUUGAAGUAACUGAGAAAAUCGAUGCUUUUAGAGCCACAGUCUACAAGUUAAUUAAGGCAUAUGAAGUAGACCAACAAAUCCAGGUUUUAAUGGAUAAAUCAGUCCAGUUGGCCCACCAAUACAAGUUGAAGGAGACUGUUCAGAAGCUAAGCAAUGUUCUACGACAAAUUGAGAUAAAAGAUUGCUUUGAGAAAUUGGUUGGGUUUAUUGAUGAUGCUGUCAAGCAGCUUGAUGCACUGUCUUUAAAAAAAUUCAUUGAAGAAGUUAACAAAUUCCUUGACGUGUUGGUAAAAAAAUUAAAGUCAUUUGAUUACCACCAGUUUGUAGAUGAAACCAAUAAAAAAAUCAGUGAGAUGACCCAGAGAAUCAAUGGUAAAAUUCAGGCUCUGGAACUACCACAGAAAGCUGAAACACUAAAACUGUUUGUAGAGGACACCAAGACCAUGGCCUCAGAGUAUCUGGAAAGCCUAAAGGACACAAAAAUAACCUUAAUCGUCGAUUGGUUACAGGAUGCUUUAGAUUCAACAUCUUUGACUCACAUCAAAGGCAAAUUCCAAGAGACCCUAGAAGAUAUACGAGACCGAAUGUAUCAAAUGGACAUUCGGCAAGAACUUGAGCAGUACCUGUCUCUGGUAGGCCAGAUCUACAGCACCCUUGUCACCUACAUUUCCGACUGGUGGAGUCUUGCUGCUAAGAACCUUACUGAUUUUUCAGAGCAGUAUUCUAUCCCAUAUUUGGCUGAAAGUGUGAAAGCAUUGGUGGAACAAGGGUUCACUGUUCCCGAGAUCCAGACUGUCUUUGGCACCAUGCCUGCCUUCGAAGUCAGUCUUCGGGCUCUUCAGGAAGCUACCUUCCAGACACCUGACUUCAUAGUCCCCCUAACAGAUUUAAGGAUCCCAUCCAUUCAGAUAAACUUCAAAGAGUUGAAAGAUAAAAAAAUCCCAUCCAGGUUUUCCACACCAGAAUUUACUAUCCUCAAUAUCUUGCACAUUCCUUCCUUUACCAUUGACUUAGUAGAAAUAAAAGCAAAGAUCAUCAGGACCAUUGACCAAAUGCUGAACAGUGAGCUGCAGUGGCCAGUUCCAGAAGUGUAUCUGAGGGAUCUCAAGGUGGAGGACAUUCCUUUUGGUAGAAUCACCCUGCCAGAUUUCUAUUUACCAGAAAUCACAAUUCCAGAAUUCGUAAUCCCAAAGCUCAACAGUAAUGAUUUUCAGUUUCCUGACAUUCACAUACCAGAAUUCCAGCUUCCCCACAUCUCACACAGCAUUGAAGUACCUGCUUUUGGCAAGCUACAUAGCAUUUUGAAAAUCCAGUCUCCCAUUUUCACAUUGGACGCAAAUGCCGACAUACAGAAUGUAACUACUUUGGCAAACAAAGCAGAUAUUGCAGCUUCCAUUGCUGCCAAAGGAGAGUCCAAAUUAGAAGUUCUCAAUUUUGAUUUUCAAGCAAAUGCACAACUCUCGAGCCCUGAGAUUAAUCCAAAGGUUCUGAAGGAAUCUGUGACAUUCUCCAGCAAGUACCUGAGAACAGAGCAUGAGAGUGAAAUGCUGUUUUCUAGAGAUGCUAUUGAGGGAAAAUCAGACACAGUGGCAAGUUUACACACAGAAAAAAAUACGCUGGAGGUUAGUAAUGGUGUGCUUGUCAAGAUAAACAAUCAGCUUACCCUGGAUAGCAACACUAAGUACUUCCACAAACUGAACAUCCCCAAGCUGGACUUCUCUAGUCAGGCUGACCUACGCAACGAAAUCAAGACACUGUUGAAAGCUGGCCACAUGGCAUGGACUUCCUCCGGAAUAGGGUCGUGGAAAUGGGCCUGCCCCAAGUUCUCAGAUGAGGGAGUACAUGAAUCACAAAUUAACUUCACUGUGAAAGAACUCAUGACUUCCUUUGGAUUAUCCAAUAGGAUCAAUAGCAAACACCUACAAGUAAACCAAAACUUGGUUUAUGAAUCUGGCUUCCCCGACUUUUCUAAAUUUGAAAUCCAGUCACAAGUCGAGUCCCAGCAUGUAGGCCGCAGUAUUCUAACUGCUAAAGGCACAGCACUGUUCAGGGAAGGGAAAGCAGAGAUAACUGGUAACCACGAUGCUCAUUUAAAUGGAAAAGUUAUUGGCACUUUGAAAAACUCUCUUUCUGUUUCAGCCCAUUCAUUUGAGAUUACUGCAUCCACAAACAAUGAAGGAAAUUUGAAAGUUAGUUUUCCAUUGAAGUUGACAGGGAAGAUAGACUUCCUGAAUAACUAUGCUCUGUUUCUGAGUCCUAGUGUCCAGGAAGCACGUUGGCAAGCCAGUGCUAGGUUCAAUCAGUAUAAGUACAAUCACAACUUCUCUGCUGGGAACAACAAGAACACCAUCGAGGCCCACGUGGGCGUAAAUGGAGAAGCUAACCUGGAUUUCUUAAACAUUCCUUUAACAAUUCCAGAAAUGACUCUACCUUACACAAUAAUCACAACUCCACCACUGAAAGAUUUCUCCUUAUGGGAAAAAACAGGCUUGAAGGAACUCUUGAAAACAACAAAGCAAUCAUUUGAUUUAAGUGCAAAGGCUCAGUAUAAGAAAAACAAAGACCAACUUUCCAUCACAAAUCCUUUGCGUGUGUUUUAUGAGUUUAUCAGUCAGAACAUCAAUUCCUUUGACAGUCGUUUUGAGAAAGCCCAAGAUGAUGCAUUGGAUUUUCUCACCAAAUCCUAUAAUGAAGCAAAAAUGAAGUUUGAUAAGUACAAAGUUGAAGAAUCCCACAACAAGCUCCCCAGGACCUUUCAAAUUCCUGGAUAUACUAUUCCAGUCAUCAAUAUUGAAGUGUCUCCGUUCACAGUAGAGAUGUUGGCAUUUGGCUAUGUGAUCCCAAAAGCAAUCAGCACCCCUAAUUUCACUCUCCCGGGUUCUGACUUCUAUGUGCCUUCAUACACAUUAGUCCUGCCAUCUCUAGAGCUGCCAGUUCUUCGUGUCCCUAGGAGUCUUCUCAAGCUUUCUCUUUCAGAUUUCAAGGAAUUGGCUACUGCAAACAAUAUUUUUAUUCCAGCCAUGGGCAAUAUUACCUAUGAUUUCUCCUUUAAAUCAAGUGUCAUCACACUGAAUACCAAUGCUGGACUUUAUAAUCAAUCAGAUAUCGUGGCUCAUCUCCUCUCUUCCUCUUCAUCCGUCAUUGAUGCACUGCAGUACAAAUUAGAAGGCACUUCAAGUUUGACAAGAAAAAGAGGGUUGAAGUUAGCCACAGGUCUGUCCCUGAGCAACAAAUUCAUGGAAGGCAGUCAUAACACUAUUGUUAGCUUAACCAAGAAAAACUUGGAAGCAUCAGUGACAACAACUGCAAAAGUCCAAAUUCCAAUUUUGAGAAUGAAUCUCAAGCAAGAACUUAAUGGAAAUACCAAGUCAAAACCUACCGUCUCUUCCUCCAUUGAGUUAAAGUAUGAUUUCAAUUCCCCACAGCUGCUCUCUACUGCUCAGGGGGCAGUUGACCACAAGCUCAUCUUGGAAAGCCUCACCUCUUACUUUUCCAUAGAGUCAUCUACCAAAGGAGAUGUCAAGGGUUCAGUCCUUUCACGGGAAUAUUCAGGAACUAUUGCCAGUGAGGCCAGCACGUAUUUGAAUUCCAAGGGCACUCGGUCUUCAGUGAAGCUGCAAGGGGCUUCUAAAGUUGAUGAUAUCUGGAAUUUUGAAGUAAAAGAAAAUUUUGCUGGAGAAGCCACUCUCCGACGCAUAUAUACUGUCUGGGAACGCAAUAUAAAAAACCGCUUACAGCUAGAGGGCCUCUUUUCCUCACAUGGAGAACAUACAAGUAAAGCCACCCUGGAACUAUCCCCAUGGAAAAUGUCAGCCCUUGUUCAGGUCCAGGCAAGUCAGCCCACUUCCCUCCUUAAUAUCCCUUCCCUUAGCCAGGAAGUGGCCCUGAAUGCCAACACUAAGAACCAGAAGGUCAGCUGGAAAAGUGAGGUCCAGGUUCAUUCUGGGUCUGUCCAGAACCACAUAGAGCUUUCCAAUGACCAAAAAGAGGCACACCUUGACAUUGCAGGAGCCUUAGAAGGACACCUAAGUUUCCUUAAAUAUGUCAUGCUACCCGUUUAUGAAAAGAGCUUAUGGGACCUUCUAAAGCUGGAUGUGACCACCAGCAUUGACAGGAGACAGUAUCUCCAUGCUUCAGCUGCCCUUGUAUACACCAAAAACCCCAAUGGCUAUCCUUUCUCCAUCCCCGUGAAAGUUUUGGACAAUGAAUUCAUCAUCCCUGGGCCGAAACUAAAUGAUCUAAAUUCAGUUCUUGUCACACCUGUAUUCCAAGUCCCAUUUACAGAUCUUCAGGUUCCAUCCUACAAACUUGACUUAAGUGAAAUAAAAAUCUAUAAGCAGCUAAGAACUUCAUCGUUUGCCCUCAACCUACCAACACUACCCAAAGUAGAAUUCCCUGAAGUUCCUGUGUUAACAAAAUAUUCUCAACCAGAAGAUUCCUCAGUUCCCUUUUUUGAGAUAACUGUGCCUAAAUCGCAGUUAACUGUGUCCCGGUUCACCCUUCCAAUAAGCAUUUCAGUUGGCAAUGCUGUUUGGGAUCUAAAUAAAGUGGCCAGCAAGAUUGUAGGCUUCGAGUUGCCCACCAUCAUCAUGCCUGAGCAGACUGUUGAGAUUCCUGCCAUUGAGUUCUCUAUACCUGCCGGAAUUUUCAUUCCUUCGUUUGGAGCACUGACUGCACGCUUGGGGGUGGCCUCUCCCUUGUACAAUGCUACUUGGAGUGCUGGUUUGAAAAACAAAGCAGAUCAUGUUGAAACUUUCCUGGAUUCCACGUGCAGUUCAACCAUACAAUUCCUGGAAUAUGACCUAAAUGUUGUGGGAACACACAAAAUUGAAAAUGGCACGUUGGUCUGUAAGACCAAAGGAGCAUUUGCACACCGUGACUUCAGUGCAGAGUAUGAAGAAGGUGGCACAUAUAAAGGACUUCAGGAAUGGAAACGAGAAGCUCAGCUUGCCAUUACCAGCCCAGCCUUCACGGAUCUCCAACUCCACGAGAAAGCCGCAGCCUCCGCAGCCUCCCCAGCCAUAGGCACUGUGGGCAUAGACUUAGAAAAAGAUGACAAGUUUUUAAAAUGGAACUUGUACUACCGCCCUCAGUCCUCUCCAGAUAAAAAAUUCACCAUAUUCAAAACUGAGUUGAGGUACCAGGAAUCCUACGAGGAAAUUCAGAUCAAAGUUAAUUGGGAAGAAGGGGCACCUUCUAGAUUGCUAACCUCCCUGAAAGACAAAGUGCCCAAGGCCCCAGGGGCCCUUUAUAACUAUGUCGACAAGUACCACCAGGAGCACACGGGACUCACCCUGAAAGAUGCUUCAUCAAAGGCAAGAAGAAGUCUGCAGAACAAAGCUGAGUGGGCCUAUCAAGGGGCCGUGAGGCAAAUUGAUAAGAUGGACACACAACUCUGGAAAGUAGCCAGUGGUGCCACUGAAACCUACCAGGAGUGGAAGGACAAGGUCCAGACUUUGUACCUCAAGGAUAAUAUAUUUGACAGUUUAUUACGAAUUACUCAAGAAUAUCAUAUAACAAUCCAACGUCUGAUUGACUCAUUCAUUACUUUCCUGAACUCCACCAGAUUCCAGCUCCCAGGGAAAGCUGGCAUGUACACUAGAGAUGAACUCGCCACAAUGGCCAUGAGGGAAGUAGUCGAGGUACUGUCCCGGAUACAUUCAAAUGUCCAUAAUGGAUUAGAAAUACUGCUCUCCUAUUUCCAAGACCUAGUGGAGAAAUCCGAAUUAAUCAAGGGCCUGAAGAUUAAAUUCGAUUUUGUUUUAAGGAGAUAUGAACUAACAGAUAUAAUCCUGGGGUGUAGAAAAUUGUUAAAAUCUUUAUCACAAGAUAUCCAAAAGGCAUUGAAUGACCUCCAAUCUAUCAAGAUCACAAAGAUACUAAGUGAUCUUCAGGACAUUUUACAAAGAGUUUUCCAAGAGAUAGAAGGAGAAAUUAAACAUUUAAAGAAGAAGAAAUUUACUUAUCUCACUAAUGAUAUUCAACAGGAAAUCAACACAAUCUUCAACAAACAUAUUCCAUAUGUUUUUGGAUUCCUGAAAGAAAUCAUAGACCUUAGCCUUGGUAAUUUCCAUGAACUUGUUCAAAACAAACUUGAGGAAACUUCCCAAGAGUUACAGCAGAUCCAGCAGUACAUAAAGGCUCUUCGCGAAGAAUAUUUUGAUCCAAGUAUAGUCGGCUGGACAGUGAAAUAUUAUGAACUUGAAGAAAAGAUAGUCAACCUGAUCAAGAACCUAGUACUCGCCCUGAAGGAUUUCCAUUCCAAAUAUACUGUCAGUGCUGCUGGCUCUGUUUCCCAACUCUCAGGUCAAGUUAAGCAACAUAUGCACAGAGCUGUCCAGGAAUAUCUUAGCAUCCUUACCGAUGCAGAUGGAAAGGGGAAAGAGAAGAUUGCAGAGCUUUCUGCCACUGCUCAGGAAAUAAUUAAAAGCUCGGCUGUUGCAAUGAAGGAAAUCAUUUCUGAUUACCACCACCAGUUUAGAUAUAAACUGCAGGAUUUCUCAGACCAACUCUCUGAUUACUAUGAAAAAUUCAUUGCUGAGUCCGAAAGAUUGAUUGACCUGUCCAUUCAAAACUACCACAUGUUUCUGAGAUACAUCACUGAGUUGCUGAAAAAGCUGCAAUCAACCACAGCCAUGAGCCCCUACAUACAGCUUGCUCCAGGAGAAUUUACUGUCACCCUCUAAUUUUUUAAAAGCAAUCUUCAUUUAUUCUUCUGUACCAAUUAAACCUUCAUAUGGUAGGGAAAAAAAAUUCAAGCUGUAUAUACUGAUAAAACCAUACAUUGAGCCAGCCCUGCAACAGGCAGCUGACUACCAGCAGAAACACACAUGAACUGAACCUGCACCGAAGCUGGCAUAGGGGCUCUGAAAGUCUCUGAACUCAGGGGGAAUGAACUUUUCUACAAGUUAAAGAAAAUCAGGAUCUUAGUUAUUUUGCUAAACUUGGGGGGAGGGGGAACCAAUAAAUGGAGUCUUUAUUGUGUACCAUA
Molecule: messenger RNA, 13977 nt
Organism: Lemur catta (Ring-tailed lemur)
Lineage: Eukaryota; Metazoa; Chordata; Mammalia; Primates; Lemuridae
Gene: APOB
Product: apolipoprotein B
Exons: 29
Coding region: 8-13672 (4554 amino acids)
Biological process (GO): cholesterol homeostasis; lipoprotein transport; triglyceride mobilization
Cellular component (GO): mature chylomicron; very-low-density lipoprotein particle; low-density lipoprotein particle
Molecular function (GO): cholesterol transfer activity; low-density lipoprotein particle receptor binding
Source: RefSeq, a predicted model, not a curated record